Molecule: messenger RNA, 1956 nt
Organism: Vollenhovia emeryi
Lineage: Eukaryota; Metazoa; Arthropoda; Insecta; Hymenoptera; Formicidae
Exons: 3
Biological process (GO): DNA recombination; DNA integration
Molecular function (GO): DNA binding
Source: RefSeq, a predicted model, not a curated record
AUAUAUGCAUAUCUGCUAUUGAAAAUACGAUUGCAACAUCCAAUGAAGAAGAUAUCCAUCCAGUACCGUCUUCUGUAUCAUCUCCACCAUCAUCCCCAGUAUCUGCAAUACAUGCUAAUAAUGAAAAUAGCAGCGAAUCAGAGUAUUUGCCUUCCAAAGAUGAAUUACGUACAUUAGAACGUAACGAAUUAAAACAAAAAGAAAAAUCAGUUUUACGUACAACUAUAUCCUCAGUAUCAAGUAUUGAUGUCUCGGCAGGAAAUAUUAGUACAUCUGCAUGCAACGAUGAAGAUAUGUAUGUAGAAAAAUCUAAUGCAAAAGUGAUCAAACAAAACUGCUGCUAUUUCUGCCUAAAAAUGCAGACACAACUUCCACGUCAUUUGGAAACUAUACACAGCAAUGAACCUGAAGUAAAAAAGUUUAUCGUAUUACCUAAAGGCAACCCAGAAAGAAAAAAAAUAAUCGAUAUUAUUCGAAGAAAUGCAUGUGGAAAAUGUAAAGGUUUUUUUUCAAAAAACACCAUACGUCACCAUUCUCGAAAGUGCUUUAAAAAAGAUUUUAGUAAACGUAAAUGUGUCAUGAUUAUGGGCAGACAAGUGACUUGCAGAAUACAUCCUUUAGCAAAUGAAACAUUAGAAAAAACAGUAUUUCCAGUAAUGCGGGAGGAUGAAGUAACAAGAAUUAUACGUUAUGAUGAAUUGUUAAUAACAUAUGCAAAUAAGUUAUGUGUAAAGUACACAGCACAACACCAGCAUGAUAUGAUACGCGCAAGGUUGCGCCUUCUUGGUCGAUUUCUUUUGGCUUUGAAAAAAAUUAAUACAAGUAUUGAUGAUUUCAAGUCACUCUAUUAUCCGAAAGUAUAUGACGAUUGUAUUUCUGCAAUUAAUAUAGUAGCAGGAUACGAUAAGGAAGAACAUGUUUAUAAAACUCCAGCAGUAGCAGCAAACUUAGCAACACUACUUAAACAUGUGGGAAAUCUACUUACUGCCGAAUAUAUAAAGACAGAGGAGUCAGACAAAAAGAAAUUAGUAAAAGAUUUUUUAAAGCUACUAGUUGUCGAUAUAGGAACGAGCGUUAAUAAAACUGUCAUCGAAACACAGUCAGCUCAUAAAAGACGUAAAAAAGUGAAUCUCCCAUCAAUGCAAGAUAUUAUGAAAUUGUAUAAGCAUUUGGAAAAAGUAAGACGAGAAGCUUAUAUAACAUUGGAAAAGAUCUUUUCUUAUGAAAAUUGGGUUUCUUUAGCAGAAGCAACAUUAACAUCAAUCCACGUAUUCAAUAGACGAAGGGCAGGAGAAAUAGAACGAAUACUUAUUGAAGAUUUUAAAAAUUAUGAAACAAUAAAUGAAAACAUGUAUAGCGAUAUAUAUACAUCAUUAUCAGAGAAGAACCGAAAAAUAGCAGAGAAUUAUAGUCGAUUCUGUAUAAGAGGUAAAUUGGGACGUACCGUGCCUGUGCUGUUGACGAAUGAACUGCUGAAAUGCAUUAAUCUGAUUUUACAAUUUCGUACACAAGCCAAAGUACCGCAGAAAAACCCAUAUGUUUUUGGACUACGUGGUUACAACAAAAAUAGAUACAGAUACCUAAGAGCUUGUCUUUUAAUGCGCAAAUUUGCACGAGAAUGUAAUGCAAUUGAAUCUUCAAGUUUACGUGGAACGAUUUUACGAAAACACGUAGCAACUCAUUGCAUACAAUUGAAUCUUAAUGAUGUCGAUGUUUCUGAUUUGGCCACAUUCAUGGGACAUGCAGAAAAAAUACACCGAGAACAUUACAGACAACCCCUAGCAAGCAGGGAUAUUCUUAAAAUAUCACAAUAUUUAGAGGCAGUUCAAGGUAAUAUGCAAGAAUCUUCAUCGGGCAGCAAAGACGAAGAAAAUGAAGAAGGACCACCAGAUGACAAUAGUCUAGAUAAUAAUAGUCUAACAACGGAGUAUAUAGAUAAAGAAAAUUCUUCAUUAA